AUGACCUUCCUGUCACAGCCUUUCCUGCAGCAGGAGAAGGGGGCUGUGGUUUGUAUCCACUCGCCUUCGGACACCGACUGGGAGGACCUGUGGGACCAGUUUGCUGAGCGACGGUAUCUGAAUGCCAAAAAGUGGCGUGUCGGGGAUGACCCCUAUAAGCUGUACGCCUUCAACCAGCGGGAGAGCGAACGGAUCUCCAGCAACCGGGCCGUCCCGGACACUCGCCAUCUGAGGUGCACUCUGCUGGGGUACUGCACGGACCUCCUGCCAACUAGCAUCAUCAUCACCUUCCACAACGAGGCCCGCUCCACCCUGCUUAGGACCAUCCGCAGCGUGUUAAACCGCACCCCUAUGCACCUGAUCCAGGAAAUCAUAUUAGUGGAUGACUUCAGCAAUGACCCCGAUGACUGCAGACAGCUCGUCAAGUUGCCCAAGGUGAAAUGCCUACGUAAUAGUGAGCGCCAAGGUCUGGUCCGGUCCCGGAUCCGAGGCGCGGAUAUGGCCCAGGGCACCACCCUGACCUUCCUGGACAGCCACUGCGAGGUGAACAGGGACUGGCUGCAGCCCCUGUUGCACAGGGUCAAGGAGGAUUACACACGAGUGGUGUGUCCCGUGAUUGACAUCAUCAACCUGGACACCUUCACCUACAUUGAAUCCGCCUCAGAGCUGAGAGGGGGGUUUGACUGGAGUCUCCACUUCCAGUGGGAGCAGCUAUCCCCAGAGCAGAAGGCCCGGCGCCUGGACCCCACGGAGCCCAUCAGGACCCCCAUCAUCGCGGGGGGCCUCUUUGUGAUCGACAAGGCCUGGUUCGAUUACCUCGGGAAGUACGACAUGGACAUGGAGAUCUGGGGCGGCGAGAACUUUGAAAUCUCCUUCCGGGUGUGGAUGUGCGGAGGCAGCCUGGAGAUUGUGCCCUGCAGCCGUGUGGGGCACGUCUUCCGGAAGAAGCACCCCUAUGUUUUCCCUGAUGGAAACGCCAACACCUAUAUCAGAAACACCAAGCGGACAGCCGAGGUCUGGAUGGAUGAGUACAAACAAUACUACUAUGCGGCCCGGCCCUUCGCCCUGGAGAGGCCGUUUGGGAACAUCGAGAGCCGCGUGGAACUCAGGAAGCGUCUGCGCUGCCAGAGCUUUGAGUGGUACCUACAGAACGUCUACCCGGAGCUCAGCGUCCCCAAGGACUCCUCCAUCCAGAAGGGCAGCAUCCGGCAGAGGCAGAAGUGCUUGGAGUCGCAAAGGCGGAGCAGCCAGGAGCCCCCAGCCCUGAAGUUGAGCCCCUGUGUCAAGGUCACAGGCGAGGAAGCCAAGUCCCAGGUGUGGGCCUUCACCUAUACUCAGCAGAUUCUUCAGGAGGAACUGUGCCUGUCCGUGGUCACCCUGUUUCCUGGAGCUCCGGUGGUUCUUGUCCUUUGCAAGAAUGAAGAUGACAGACAGCGAUGGACCAAGACUGGCUCUCGCUUCGAGCACCUGGCAUCCCACCUCUGCCUGGACACUGACAUGUUCGGUGACGGCACCGAGCAUGGCAAGGAGGUCGUGGUCAACCCGUGUGAGUCCUCCCUCAUGAGCCAGCACUGGGACAUGGUGAGCUCUUGAGGGCCCUGCCCGGCCUGGCCUGGCCGCGGGGUGGUGCUUCACUGGACCGGAACAGACACCCGGCCUGAGAGGUGGAAGCAGAGCCUCUGGAGAGGAGGCCAUCUCAGGGAGGAUAGAGGAAGACGUGGCAGCCAGUGGGGCUCAGAGCCGAGUCCCAUGUGUCCUCAGCGCCCUUCCAUCGCAGUCCUGGUCGCCAUCCCCGACUGGCCUCUGGAGAGGUGGACCCGUUGGGAAGCGCAUUCCCUUUCUUACAAAAGAGGUGCUCUCUGGAGGCCGCAGAGGAAGGCCCUCCUCGUCACCAGGCCGGAUUCGAUGGAGAGGUGGAAAAUGGAGGCUGUUUUCAAAACAAAUAAAGAGAACCUCGGACAUUG
This is a messenger RNA of Carlito syrichta (Philippine tarsier), 1964 nucleotides long. RefSeq names its product polypeptide N-acetylgalactosaminyltransferase 14 (gene GALNT14). The record is from RefSeq and is a predicted model, not a curated record. NCBI's taxonomy places the organism in Eukaryota, Metazoa, Chordata, Mammalia, Primates, Tarsiidae. The coding region runs from base 1 to 1593 and encodes 530 amino acids. The transcript has 15 exons. Gene Ontology annotation, cellular component: Golgi apparatus.